Messenger RNA from Vitis riparia (riverbank grape), 1461 nucleotides. Its product is annotated as probable disease resistance protein At5g63020. The transcript is spliced from 2 exons. The record is from RefSeq and is a predicted model, not a curated record. The coding region runs from base 1 to 1461 and encodes 486 amino acids. Lineage: Eukaryota; Viridiplantae; Streptophyta; Magnoliopsida; Vitales; Vitaceae. Gene Ontology annotation, molecular function: ADP binding; ATP hydrolysis activity.
AUGGAUUGUGUGAGCCCAAUCCUGGACGUCGCCACCCGCUUGUGGGAUUGCACCGCCAAGCGUGCAGUUUAUAUUCGUGAGCUUGAAGAAAAUCUCAAGUCUUUGAAGAGCUUAACGGAGGAACUGAGCAACUUAAGUAAGGAUGUGAUGGGAAGAGUUGAACGUGAGGAGGACCAACAGAGUAGGCGCACGCAUGAAGUGGAUGGUUGGCUCCGCGCUGUACAGGUCAUGGAAGCUGAAGUGGAAGAAAUAUUGCAAAAUGGGGAUCAAGGAAUCCAACAGAAAUGCCUCGGAACCUGUCCUAAGAAUUGCAGGUCAAGCUACAGGCUGGGGAAGAUUGUGAGUAGAAAGAUCGAUGCUGUGACUGAAUUAAAGGGCAAAGGGGGUUUUGAUGUUGUGGCUCAUAGCUUGCCUUGUGCUCCGGUGGAUGAGAGACCAAUGGGGAAGACUGUGGGCUUAGACUUGAUGUACGAGAAGGUUCGGAGAUGCCUGGAAGAUGAGCAAGUAAGAAGUAUUGGGUUGUAUGGAAUUGGGGGUGUUGGAAAAACCACCCUCUUGCAGAAAAUCAAUAAUGAGUAUUUUGGUAAAAGAAACGAUUUUGAUGUUGUGAUAUGGAUAGUGGUGUCGAAACCAAUCAACAUGGGAAAUAUUCAAGACGUGAUCCUGAAUAAAUUACCUACCCCAGAUGACAAAUGGAAGAAUCGUAGCAAGGAAGAGAAGGCUGCAGAAAUAUGCAAGUUGUUGAAAUCCAAAAACUUUGUGAUAUUGCUUGAUGAUAUGUGGGACCGACUCAAUCUCUUGGAGGUGGGGAUCCCUGAUUUGAGUAAUCAAACUAAGUCCAAAGUAGUACUCACUACCCGAUCUGAACGAGUAUGCGAUGAAAUGGAGGUUCAUAAGAGGAUGAAGGUAGAGUGUUUGACACAGGAUGAAGCGUUUUCUCUGUUUCGUGACAAGGUUGGUGAGAAUAUCCUGAAUUCACAUCCAGAUAUAAAAAGGCUUGCCAAGAUUGUUGUCGAGGAAUGCAAAGGAUUGCCGCUUGCCCUCAUCGUCAUCGGGCGAGCAAUGGCUAGCAAGAAAACUCCUCGAGAAUGGGAGCAAGCAAUACAAGUGCUGAAGAGUUACCCAGCAAAGUUUUCAGGUAUGGGAGAUCAAGUAUUUCCGAUUUUGAAAUUCAGUUACGAUCACUUGGACAAUGACACCACCAAAUCAUGUUUCCUAUAUUGUUCGCUAUUCCCUGAAGACCAUGAAAUUUGGAUUGAAGACCUCAUAUAUCUUUGGAUCGGGGAGGGGUUUGUGGACAAAUUUGUUGAUAUAUAUGAAGCACGCAACCAAGGAGAGGAGAUUAUUAGAAGCUUAAAACUUGCAUGUCUCUUGGAAGGUGGUGUAUCGAAAAACACUUGUAAGAUGCAUGAUGUGAUCCGUGACAUGGCUCUAUGUGGAGUUACCUUUGGAGAUUUGUAG